GGGGACAGGUUCUGUACCAGUCCAGUGGGAGGUGCAUUGUGCGGGAGGUGAGGGCUCUGCUGGGGGACAGGUUCUGUACCAGUCCAGUGGGAGGUGCAUUGUGCGGGAGGUGAGGGCUCCGCUGGGGGACAGGUUCUGUACCAGUCCAGUGGGAGGUGCAUUGUGGGAGGUGAGGGCUCCGCUGGGGGACAGGUUACAAAGCCCCAUGCAGAGUCGUCCUCGGGAUCAGAGGGAGAUACUUCCUGAUAUACUAACCAUAACCCUUCCUGACUCUUUACUCCCCUUGUGAAGGAUAUUGAACAGAGACUCGGAGUCUUCUCAACUCAGCCAUGACAGACAAAGACAUCGAUGUGAAGAAGCCCAAAAGAAAGGUGGAUGUGUGCGGGUAUCCUCUCAGUAUCUUCUUCAUCGUGGUCAAUGAGUUCUGUGAACGUUUCUCCUACUAUGGCAUGCGAGCGGUGUUGGUCCUGUACUUCAGGUAUUUCCUGAAGUGGGAUGAUGACCUGGCCACCUCUAUCUAUCACACCUUCAUCGCUCUCUGCUACCUGACUCCUAUACUGGGGGCCAUAGUGGCAGACUCCUGGCUGGGGAAGUUCAAGACUAUUGUCUAUUUAUCCAUCGUCUAUACGGUGGGACAGGUCGUCAUGGCAGUAAGCGCCAUACACGACAUCACAGACACAGACAGGGACGGGACCCCUGACAACAUGACCUUCCAUGUGGCCAUGUCUAUGGUUGGCCUGUUCCUCAUUGCUCUGGGGACGGGGGGCAUCAAACCCUGUGUCGCUGCCUUUGGAGGAGACCAGUUUGAAGACCACCAGGUUGGUAACGCUAGCGGGCAGCCAUUUUAGAUUCGGUCUCUGCCG
Oncorhynchus masou masou (cherry salmon) is the source of this 863-nucleotide messenger RNA. RefSeq names its product solute carrier family 15 member 1-like. The coding region runs from base 330 to 848 and encodes 172 amino acids. The record is from RefSeq and is a predicted model, not a curated record. The transcript has 7 exons. Lineage: Eukaryota; Metazoa; Chordata; Actinopteri; Salmoniformes; Salmonidae. Gene Ontology annotation, biological process: dipeptide import across plasma membrane. Gene Ontology annotation, cellular component: plasma membrane. Gene Ontology annotation, molecular function: dipeptide transmembrane transporter activity.